AUGUUUAAAAACACUUACCAAUCCGGCUUCCUUUCCAUCCUCUACUCCAUCGGAAGCAAACCGCUGCAAAUCUGGGACAAGGAGUACAUUCACCCCCAUUCAGUUCAUAACGGACACAUCAAGCGCAUCACAGACCAGGACAUCCAAUCCUCAGUCCUCGAGAUCAUGGGCACCAACGUCACCACAGCCUUCAUCACCUGCCCGCAAAACGAAAGCGAGACCCUGGGCAUCAAAUUGCCCUUCUUAGUAAUGAUCAUCAAGAAUGUACAUGUCACGAUUCAGCUGAAAAAAUACUUCACCUUUGAGGUGCAAGUGCUCGAUGACAAGAACGUAAGGAGGCGCUUCAGAGCCUCUAACUACCAAUCGACGACGCGAGUGAAGCCCUUCAUCUGUACCAUGCCGAUGCGUCUGGACGAGGGGUGGAAUCAGAUCCAGUUCAAUCUUUCAGAUUUCACACGCAGGGCCUACGGAAGCAACUACAUAGAAACGCUGAGAGUAACCAUCCACGCAAACUGCCGCAUCCGCAGGAUCUACUUCUCAGACAGGCUCUACUCCGAGGAGGAACUGCCGCCAGAGUUCAAGCUCUUCCUGCCCAUCCAGAAACAACAGUGA
Molecule: messenger RNA, 612 nt
Organism: Nymphaea colorata (pocket water lily)
Lineage: Eukaryota; Viridiplantae; Streptophyta; Magnoliopsida; Nymphaeales; Nymphaeaceae
Biological process (GO): cilium assembly; regulation of cilium beat frequency involved in ciliary motility; positive regulation of cell motility
Cellular component (GO): motile cilium; ciliary basal body
Source: RefSeq, a predicted model, not a curated record